GGGAGCUCUGCUGGAAUGGGUUCCCGUUGCUGUAACGUGUGUGUGCGUGGCAGUGGCUCAGUAGAGCAGGCCUGGGCAUUUAUUCAGAAAUACUGCUACUGCCUCUUAUGGUUUGUAGGGCUCUGUGCACAGAACUGCUUGCAGGGGCACAGAAGAAGGUAUUUCUUCCAGGGCUUCCUCGUUUGGUCCCAGCUGUGUUCAUUUGUGGUUCUGCUGAGGGAGGCCAGGUAUAUGUCACAAGGAAAAUACGCAGAAGCAAGAGAAUUAAUGUAUUCAGGGGCUUUGCUGUUCUUCAGCCAUAACCAGCAAAACAGCGCUGCAGAUCUCUCCAUGCUGGUGUUGGAGUCCUUGGAGAAAUCGGAUGCAAAAGUAGCCGACGACCUUUUAGAAAACCUGGCUAAAUUGUUUAGUUUAAUGGAUCCCAAUUCUCCCGAAAGAGUGGCUUUCGUAUCCAGAGCACUAAAGUGGUCUAGUGGGGGAUCAGGGAAACUUGGACAUCCCAAACUACACCAGUUACUAGCGAUUACCCUGUGGAAAGAGCAAAACUAUAGUGAAUCUCGGUAUCACUUCUUGCACUCCACAGAUGGCGAAGGAUGUGCUAAUAUGCUAGUGGAGUACUCCUCGGCCAGGGGCUACCGCAGCGAGGUGGACAUGUUUGUAGCACAGGCAGUACUACAGUUUCUCUGCUUAAAAAAUAAGACCAGUGCAUCAGUUGUUUUCACGACGUACACACAGAAACACCCUUCCAUAGAAAAGGGUCCGCCCUUUGUCCAACCGCUGCUAAACUUCAUCUGGUUUCUGUUGUUGGCAGUUGACGGAGGAAAACUAACAGUAUUUACAGUAUUGUGUGAACAGUAUCAACCUUCACUGAAAAGAGACCCCAUGUAUAAUGAGUACCUCGAUAGAAUAGGACAGCUUUUCUUUGGUGUUCCGCCCAAGCAGACAUCGUCCUACGGAGGGUUACUAGGAAAUCUUUUAAACAGUCUGAUGGGAACUGGAGAGGACGAGGACACGGAGGAGGGGCAGGAGGACAGCAGUCCCAUCGAGCUGGACUGAGGGGUGCCCUGUAAAUCUGGUGAUUCGAUGGCUCCAAAGACAGUUUUGGAAUUUGAAUCCUGCGGUUGUUUCUUGGCGCCUAAAAGGGCUCCUCCGGUCUUUUAGAAAUGGUUGCUGAAAUGUUUAUAAUGUUUGGUCUAUAUUAUUUAUGUAAAAAAAAAAAGAAAAAAAAAAAAAAGAAAGAAACCAACCAAAAGUAGCCAAACGAAGCGAUGGGAGCAGGUGGCUGUUAGCAGGUUUCCCAUACAGCGGCUGUUGACUUUUUGAUUAAAAAUCUGGUCUUCUCCGGUUUCUGACGCAGUAUUCCCUUUUGCACAGCAAUUGCAUAAAGCAGAAUGGUGGGGUUGGUACCUCAGGGCCUCACCCAGUGCCAUCCUUCUCACGAGACAGCCUGCAGGAAGCCGUGGGGAGGCAGAGGGAUCCUUUGAGUAACGUUCUUUGCGAGGCCGGUGCCAAAAGUACCCGCCUGAGGAGCCCGGAUCCGCGCUGCGCAUCCCGGAGCCGUGAGUAUGGCCCACACUGCCUGAAAAGCACAAGAUUUAAUUGCUCUCCAGUAAAAGCCAAUCAGUGGGACGUAGGUAAUUGGCUUCCCUGUGGAUCUCUCUGGCCUAGAUAUAAAAAAAAAGUGGUGGGUGGGCUCCUCUGGGACAGAGCGAGUGCGAGUCCCCAGCUGUAUGCCUUGGAAACACAGCUGCCUGGGAAGGGAAGGGAUACUGCAGAACUUCUGGUUCUUUACCAUAUAUUUAUUUUUCUCUUGGGUGAUUGAUUGAUUCAUUUAACACUUUCUGUAAAAUGAAAAAAAAAAAAAAAGAGUAAAUGGAUAAAUAAUGGAGUAACUUGAAGCGCAGUGGUAGGGAACAGCCUUUCUGCAGCUCCUCCUGGAACGCAGCCCGGCGGGGGCUGGGGUACCAGCCCACGGAUGAAAGGGGGGGGAAACGCUUUAUUUUUUCAUGGUGAAAAUAAAAAAGGCUUAGAUUAAUUAAUAAACAGCAAUCAUGCAUGGGGGGGGGAGGGGUUAACACAAAUUUAUUGACUGUAUGAAAAAGAAAAAAGGCAUCGAAAGGAAGACUUUGUGUUAAGUGUGAAGUCUCAAAUAAACACUUUAUACCAGGAGA
This is a messenger RNA of Calidris pugnax (ruff), 2171 nucleotides long. RefSeq names its product golgi to ER traffic protein 4 (gene GET4). The record is from RefSeq and is a predicted model, not a curated record. The transcript has 10 exons. Lineage: Eukaryota; Metazoa; Chordata; Aves; Charadriiformes; Scolopacidae. Gene Ontology annotation, biological process: protein insertion into ER membrane. Gene Ontology annotation, cellular component: BAT3 complex; cytosol. The coding region runs from base 16 to 1056 and encodes 346 amino acids. Gene Ontology annotation, molecular function: protein binding.